Molecule: messenger RNA, 4256 nt
Organism: Tribolium madens (black flour beetle)
Lineage: Eukaryota; Metazoa; Arthropoda; Insecta; Coleoptera; Tenebrionidae
Product: BTB/POZ domain-containing protein 7
Exons: 4
Coding region: 642-3239 (865 amino acids)
Biological process (GO): morphogenesis of a branching epithelium
Molecular function (GO): protein binding
Source: RefSeq, a predicted model, not a curated record
UCGAGGUCAAAAAGUGAACUUUUCGAGCGUAUUUAUAAAUUUUUGGAACAUAAUUUCGUAACAGUGUAUUUUUAUUUCACCUAAACUCGAUGUUUGAUAAAUCAUGAUAAAAAUAAAAAAAUCAAUUUUUUUUCUCAAUUGAUAUAAUUAAUAAUACUGUCCGGUGGUCAUGUUAAUAAUAAUAAUAAUCAAAUGUUACCAUUGAAAAUAUUGACAUGAAUUAUUGUGGCGAGUGGCGACCCAGUUUGGAGUUUGUAUAGCCGGUGUCAAUGUAGGUGAAAUGAAGUUGCACCAAACAAGAGAAAUCGUCGUUUGUGUUUCCCUAUGUCCUAAGAAAAUCGCAAAUCGGGUGCAUAAUAUAUGAAAAAAAGCACAGUGUUCCACACAGAAAAUACCACCAAGAUGUAGGAAGUGUUCGUUUCGGUUUCUGUUAAAUAUUUCCAGUGUUUAUGUGGCACAGAUAAUUGUUUUCGACUUGGACGAUAUAAACAUGGCUACUAUUCAGACUCUUGGAACUCUUUCGGAUUAAAAUCGUCUUAAAUGGACGUUAAUGGUACAAAUAGAAAAGUACGCCGAGAAAGCAGGAUGAUUGUGACAUGCCGAGGCUGUGUCUGCAUGUCCGGCUGUAGUCUGGGCAAACUAUGAACUUAUUUGGCUGCCUCUUUCCGUGUGCACUGCAGCACAGUUGGUGGAGUGUUGGUAACGAGCAGUGCAUGACUGAGGAGUUCGUCCACAGGAUGGGCGUGAACGCUUCCACGGCACCCGGUGUCGAAGCUGGUCCUAUGCCCAACAGCAUGGGAGUCGCGGAUCCUUGCACGCCUCCUUUCAGGGACACAAUUGGGGUAAUCGUGAGGGAGCGCAAAAAGAAAGUUACUGGUUUUGCCACCUUAAAGAAGAAAUUUAUACGUCGGAGAAGAUCAUCAAAGGCGUGCGACCACGGAAGGAUGCUGCGUGAGCUGGUAUCUGAUUGGAGUCCUCUAGAAGUGGCGGCCUUACUAGAGGAGUACGAAGCGUUGGCCGCUUUGAAAGAUCUUUGUGUUCAAGCAGAGUUGGCGCGACCGCCGGCUGCCACCUUCAAACAGGACCUCUCAGCCUUGUACGACUUCAAAUACUGCACCGAUGCUGAUUUGGUCUACCGAGGGGCUUGUUUUCCUAUACAUCGCGCCCUACUCUCAGCCAGGUGCCCUUAUUUUAGAGACUUACUUGCCGGUUGUCCCGGUUACGGCGCUCGAAUAUGUCUCGAAUUGAGAACAGCCACGGUCGAUGUGCAACUGUUCUCGGCUCUUUUACGAUAUUUGUACACUGGAGAUAUUUGUCCGCAUGAUACCAACAUCGAUAUCAACUUGUUGAGGAGAUUACGAGAGGAAUUCGGAACACCUAAUGCCUUGGAAGCCGAUCUACGUUACUUACUCGAAAUUGGUGAUUAUGCCGAUGCUGCUUUAGUGUUCACUUCUGAUGGUUCCGACUGCCAAAGACCCGACUCGGGUAGUUCGGAAUACGGUUUUAGGCCAAAAUUAGAAUUACCAUGCCAUAAAGCCAUACUUUCGGCUCGAUCGCCGUUCUUUCGAAACUUACUACAAAGACGAUCGAGGAGCGGCGAAGAGCACACAGAACGGGCCUUACACAUACCUACCAGAAUCGUACUCGACGAAUCAGUCAUACCAAAACGAUACGCACGUGUUUUACUCCACGCUAUUUAUUUAGAUCACGUUGAUCUCUCGUUAAUUUCACGCGGUGGUUGUGGGGGUGGUUUAGGCGAAGCCCAAGCACUUACACAUACCGGACGGGCGCGACCAUCCCCCCUGGAAGAAGCAAUGGAAUUAUAUCAAAUCGGACGAUUCCUCGAGCUAGAUAUUCUAUCCCAGGGCUGUGAAGAUUUAAUUUUAGAAUGGUUGUCACUUGAGACACUUCCGACAGUACUUCAAUGGGCCAAACAACCGCACGGAUCGGCUUGGGUCCACCGACAGGCGUUACAUUUCCUUCGUGAAGAGUUUCAACCAGUGGCUCAGUCUCCGGUUUUGCAUCAAUUGGACAAAACCCACCUCAUUGAAGUAUUAAAAAGUCCGUUUUUGCAAGCUUCUGAACUCGAAAUCCUCCAUGCUGUACUCAAAUGGGGCGAAAAUGAGUUGGUUCGUAGAAUGGAGGAUCGAGAACCGAACAUUGUGAGUCAUACAGCGCACUCAGUGGCUCGUAAAGGUGUAAAAAAGCGUGAUUUGAGUGAUGUCGAGCUUCGCGAAAUUUUAUCCGAUUUGCUUCCAUUGGUCCGUAUGGAUCACGUACUGCCCCCAAAUAGUGAUAUUCUAAACCAAGCGAUUCGACGUGGUUUAGUGAGUACUCCCCCGAGUCAUAUGAUUGGCGGUGAUCGGGAGAAUUUACGAGUGAAUGCAUGGAUCAGGGGUGAUAAAAAUAAUGGUCUUUUUGUACAACCGCGCUUGUUUAUGCCAUACUACGACGAGGUGAAGGUCCUCGUUGAAGACCAGUUAGUACAAGAAGUGGAAAUAAUGCGCAUGCGUCGUGCCCGAUACAUGCCGGACAUUCCCGAUACGUUGUACAUGGUUGAGGAUAAGCCCCGAGUGCAUGGGGCUGCUGGUGUUGAUGUUUUAGCUUCGGUGCUCCCCGUGCCUGACCCGGCGGUAAUGAACGCAAUGUUGAAACGGGAACAAAAACUCCGCCAAUCGCCGAGCUGUCAACGUGCCCUUAACAUGCCUUUAUCCUCCCGACAUGAAAUCAACCGACAAAUUCGACUCCGUGUCGUGCGGGAGUUUAAUUUGCCCGAUCCAGUGGCCGACAUGUUGGAGAAUUGCUAUUGUGUUCCCGAGAACGAUGAUAAUGUCACUGAAAAUCACACAAUUUCGCCGAAUAAGGGCCUAAGGGGGUGCUAUAAUCGCAAUAUGACGUUUCCGCGACCGGGGGCGUACACACAAAGGCACGAAUUGCCGGCUGUUAUCCCUGAAGGGGAGUUCCGGUUUGCGAACGAACCGGAGAGUAGCUCAUGCAGUGAUGGGCAUUUGUCGGAUAUAAUGCCCGAUGUGGCGAUGGCGACGGCCACUUUGGGGCAAAUGCAGUUGCAGGAGCAGCAGGAGAUGGAGCUGGAUUUGGGGGACGGAGCCACUCAUCUGCAUGCCCAAAUGGCCGGGUCGUUGCACCACCCGAUAUACCGGCGGUACCAACCUUCUACUUAUCCUCAUUUGAGGUCUGAUUCGCAAUCUUACCACACUCCUAUGCCGAGAUUUUUAUAGUUUUAAUUGUUUUUCUUGGUUUCGCUUUCGUGUCUUGUACAUAAAGAUUAUCGGGAAUAAUAUACAUCUGUGAUUUUCUGUGACGAGACAUCUCUAGUUUUAAAAAUAUUUAUUAGAUCGUUUCUUUUUUAUUUUCGAGACUGAACCGAGAUUUUUUCGAUUACAGAUGAUGCCCGAGUUAAUAAUACUGAGAGUUGGUUAUUUAAUUGAUCAACAUAUUCCGUUAAUUCUGUAUUCAUGUACCUGUGCGUGUCUUGUCUUAGAUGUUGCUGUGUUGCUGUUACAUGUAAAUAUAUUUAGAGUCCACGUGACAACUCUUAAACGGUGCGAUUUUAUCCAUUACUAAGUGCAAUGUGUACUUAACACUCUCAUAACGACUAUCAUUAACUGUUUCAACAACGAACAUUUCAUUCUACAGUUUGCUUUUUGAUUGCUAUCAACUGUUUUUUUGCAUAUCAUGCGAGGAGAGAGCUGGAAACGGUGACAAAAAUUGAAUCUCAACUUAAGCUCUUGCUACUUAAGACUUGGCACAUUUACGUUAAAUAUUUUGUUUACAGCUCCCUCUUUUAAUUUAGUUAUAAAUUGUCUGUGAUUAAUGUUCUUUUUUUGAAGUUGCUACAUAAAACAUUUCUUGAUCGGUUGAUGUUGCAGAUCACCAUUUUGUGAUAUGUAUUGUAAUCUACGUUGAUGUAAUCACAUUAUUGUUAUACAUACAUGUUAGCUUAGAACUGUAUGGUUUAUAGGCUUCUAUGGGUAAUUAUUAUUUAAUAGAAUCCUAAAUGUACUCAAUCGGAUAAUUCAUGCGAUUCAGGGUAUCCACAUAAACAUGAGACAUGUUUAUUUGUGAUAUGUACUUUGUAUUCAUUCGGUUAUGUUGCUACAUUUUUAAAUACUUUUGCAAACUGCAGUAUGUUACAUUUCAAUAUGAAUAUUAACACAAUACGAAAGACAUUAUAGCUUAUUACAUAAUUUAUUUCAAAAUGUAAAUAUAUGAAAUACAAAAAAAUGAUAAUUCAA